AAAUAUAUGUCAAUAAUACUCAGCAUGGUCAGUGUAAUAUUGAAAUAGCAGAUAAAAAGCCUUGUGAUACUAAAGUAAAGACUAGCAAUUCUAUAACAGCCCUAUGGAGACACUUUAAGAUUGAACAUGGAUACUCUGGAAAGACCGAGCAAUAA
Messenger RNA from Scutellospora calospora, 155 nucleotides. The record is from the annotation of a GenBank genome assembly. Lineage: Eukaryota; Fungi; Glomeromycota; Glomeromycetes; Diversisporales; Gigasporaceae.